UAUUCAAUUGAUAUCAGUCUCGUUUGGAUACUGUGUACUUACGUUUGGUAUAGUUCCGAAAAAAAACAAACAACGACAAUUAUGGCACCAAAACUUAGUCUUCUCGUCCUGAUGACAUGCGCCGUUGCUGUAUGCAACGCCGAAGCCCCAUUCAGAGGAUAUAGCAGUCGACUCCAGCAGCAACAAGCUGGUCCCUAUCCCGCUUCGGGAUUCAGACCUGAUCGGACUUUUAAUCUUCCCACGGGAGAAGCUAUUGCUCAGCAAUUGAGACUGGCUCAAAUCAAGAAACUCCAGCAGCAAUAUCAGCAACAACAGCAACAAAUCCAGCAACAACAGCAACAAACUCCAAGUCAGUACUACGGAACUCCUUCAGAGAGUGAGGGAUCUCAAUCCCAAUUCCCUCAACAACCUUCUGGAUUAUAUGGUGCCCCACAAGAAGAAGCCUCAAACUUGCAGCCUUCCGACUUCACCCGUCCCGUGCAGCAGCCAUCUCAACAAUACGGAGCUCCCGAAGAGACCUCUGCCUCCCAGCUGCAAGGACAGUUCUUGAGACCCCAGCAAGCUACUUCGCAACGUCAAAUUCAAUUCCAACGUCAGCAACAGCCAUCCCGUCAAUAUGGAGCUCCCAUCAACAAGGCCAUCCCUGAAAGUUCCAGCAGUGAAUCCCUCGAGGAGAGUAAAGAUGUCGAAAAUGUUGCACCUUUGGACAAGAAAUCUGGUCGCAUAACCCAAGGCAAUAAGGAACGUGAUACCGAGAAUGACGAAGCGGAAACUGCUACAAACGUUGCCGCAACCACUGCUGCCAUUCCUGCCGGAUUUGUCUUGGUUCCCAUAUCAGCCGCUCCAGCUGGGUUCACCCCACAGAAGUUGGCACUCUUCCCAGCUCAAGCUGCUCAACCUCAAGCUGCCUUUGCCAAAAUUCAAUACCAACCAAGUUUGAUUGGUUUGGGGUUGCAACAACAAAAAUUACUUGCCACCCCACAAUUGUUGGCUCAGCAGAGCUACUAUCAGCCACAACAGUUUGCCUUCGCUGCUUCUCUGCAGCAAGCUUGGUAAGAUUAAGAAUUAUUUAAGUUAGGUGUGUAGAAUGUUUCGCAAAUACAAAUUUUAGUUUAAAAUAUUAAAA
Eupeodes corollae is the source of this 1126-nucleotide messenger RNA. RefSeq names its product mediator of RNA polymerase II transcription subunit 15. The transcript has a single exon. Bases 82 to 1056 code for a protein of 324 amino acids. The record is from RefSeq and is a predicted model, not a curated record. NCBI's taxonomy places the organism in Eukaryota, Metazoa, Arthropoda, Insecta, Diptera, Syrphidae.